This is a messenger RNA of Dentiscutata erythropus, 2847 nucleotides long. The record is from the annotation of a GenBank genome assembly. NCBI's taxonomy places the organism in Eukaryota, Fungi, Glomeromycota, Glomeromycetes, Diversisporales, Gigasporaceae.
AGUGAAUGUUACCUUAAUUUACAUGGUCGCACUGAAGCUAAUUGGGGUUCAACUAUUUAUAGUUCACCAAAUGCUAUCGGUUUAAUAUUGGGAAUAGGUAAUGUUGGUGAUACUUUAAAAGAUUUUACUCAAUCUGAUACUUAUUUGAGUCGCGACGCGGGAAGAAAUUGGGAAAAAAUAAAAAGUGGUCAAAGUUUAUAUGAGUUUGGAGAUAAAGGCACAAUAAUUGUUGUAAUAGACAACGGAUCACCUACCAAUGAACUUAAUUGGAAUUACGGAAAGAAUUGGGAAAAUUUUAAAUUUUAUGAGAAACCAGUUCGUGUAUUAAAUCUUAUGACCAAUCCUAAAUUGUCAAGUAUGAAAUUUGUAAUAACUGGAACAAUCGUAUCAAAUGAUGGAAGUCAAUACGAACCAACAAUUAUUACUGUUGACUUUACAAAUUUGGAAAAAAGAGAUUGUUCUAAUGAUUUUGAAUUAUGGGAUCCAAUGGAAGGUUCUGAUAACCAAUGUUUAUUGGGUGAAGAGGUGAAAUAUUGGAGACGUAAAGCUGAUCGAGAAUGUAAAAUUAGUGGUGCAAAUUUGGAUUUGAAUCCUAAAACAAAAACUUGUGAUUGUCCUGAUCCAGAUCGACCCGUUAAUUGUCAUGGUGAAUACAAAGGUAAAUCUGGAUAUCGUAAGAUUCAUAAAACAAAGUGUAUAGGUGGAAUAGAUUUAGAAAAAGAGGAAACAAAAUUUUGCAACAUUACAAGUACGGGAAUAAUUAAAUCGACGAAAUUAUUCGAUGCACGAAUAAAAGAUUACUUUUAUUUCAAAGAUAACAAGACAGUUAUUAUUCGUACCGAUGACAAUAAAGUUUGGCAAAGUAAAGAUUCCGGAUUUUCUUGGGAUACCGUAAAGGAGUUUGAAAAUGAUGCAAUUGUAACAAUGGUCCAAAAUGCAUAUUUCAAAGAUUCUGCAUAUUUCAUUACGAUGAGCAAUUACCACUUUUAUACGAAUGAUGGAGGAUCAACUUUCAAAAAAAUGGAUGUUCCGAUGGGGCCUAAUACUCUUCAAAUUCCAAUUUUUGAUUUCCAUCCCGAGCAUAAAGAAUGGCUCAUUUACACUGGUUGCAAGGAUUGUGAUGAACUAUUUUCUUCAAAGUGUCACACCGAAGCAUAUUAUACAAAGAAUAAUGGUGAAAAAUGGGAUCUUAUAGACACAUACGUUAGGGUAUGCAGUUGGGCAAGAGACGAAAAAUUCAAAGUUAAUGGUGAAGCUAUAUUUUGUGAGAGCUAUGAGGAAAAAUCCGGUUCACAAAGAACAUCCUUUAAGAAUCCUCGAUUCUGUUAUUCAAAAGAUUUAUACAAAGAUCCAAAGUGUAUAAUUGAAAAUGUGGUUGGAUUUGCUUCGUUCGAAGAAUAUGUAGUUGUGGCUCAAUUAUUACCAUCCGGUCAAAGUCUAAAACUUUAUAUUUCCGUGAACGGGGAAACCUUUGCCGAAGCACAAUUCCCACCCGGUUUGGCGGUACCUCAUAACGCCUUUACAAUUUUACAAUCAAACACUCACUCAAUUGCACUUCAUGUUACUGAAACAACUCAUACUUUAUGGGGAAAUAUCUUAAAAUCAAAUUCCAAUGGAACUUAUUAUGGUUUAUCAUUGGAAAGAGUUAAUCGAGACGACUAUGGUUUUGUGGAUUUUGAAAAAAUGCAAGGUAUCGAAGGGAUCGCUAUUGCAAAUGUGGUUUUUAAUUAUCAAAAAGUUAUUAUGGGAUCGGCUAAAAAGUUACAGUCAAAGAUUACAUUUAAUGAUGGAGGUACAUGGCAAUCAUUGACUAGUCCUAACCUUGAUUCUAACAAUAAUACGUACGAUUGUGGAAACAAUUGUUACUUACAUCUUCAUAGUUAUACCGAACGACGAGAUCCUCGUGAUUCCUUCAGCAGUUCUUCAGCUACAGGAUUAAUGAUGGGUGUAGGAAAUGUUGGAGAAUAUUUAACUAAUUAUUUAGAUGGUGAUACUUUCUUAACUCGUGACGCGGGUUUAACUUGGAAUGAAAUUAAGAAAGGUGCUUAUAUGUAUGAUUUUGGAGAUCAAGGUUUGAAUUGGGUUGAUUACCAAGUAACUGAAUCCAAAAAUCUAAUUAAAUUCCAUGAUAUCGCUACUUCGCCGGGUGGUCUGAGUAGUAAAUUCAUUUUACGUGGUCGUUAUAUGGGAUCUUUCGAUAAAGAAGUUAUUGUUUUCCUUGACUUUACUGGAAUAUUACCUGAAAAAUGUAUAUUAAAUAUUAAUGAUCCAGAUAAUGAUGACUAUGAAUUAUGGUCACCUACCCACCCUAACAAUGAGAAAUGUUUAUUCGGUCAUAAGACACAAUAUUACCGAAGAAAUCUUACUAAAAAUUGCCAAGUUGGGGAUGAUAUUAUUUCCCACAAAGAGAUUACGGAAAAUUGUGUGUGUACAUCGCACGACUUUGAAUGUGAUUAUAAUUUUAUUCGCGAUGGCGACAACUGUAAAAUAGUAGAUGGUGCCCAACCUUUACAAGCUAAUAUCGCAGAACAAUGUGCUAAUAAUGGAGGAGAAUUCUAUUACGAAACAAAUGGGUAUGUUUCUAGUGACGAAGCCAAAUUCUUAGGUACUCAACACGAAUGUCCUGGUCUUGGUCGCAGUACUCUUUUAUGGGUUAUGAUAAUUUUAUCACCUUUCAUUAUUGUGGGAAUUGUUACCGCGUGCUAUGUUUACAGAAGACGAGAUCGAUUCGGUUACUCGCCGUUGGGUCAAAUCCGUCUUGGAGAUCAUUCUUCCCCAACUUCAUUCAUACUUUCAAUUCCAUCCCUAUUUAUGGAUAUGAUUUAUUCAAUAAGAGAGUUUCUUUAG